Colletotrichum tamarilloi is the source of this 690-nucleotide messenger RNA. RefSeq lists its product as uncharacterized. NCBI's taxonomy places the organism in Eukaryota, Fungi, Ascomycota, Sordariomycetes, Glomerellales, Glomerellaceae. Bases 1 to 690 code for a protein of 229 amino acids. The record is from RefSeq and is a predicted model, not a curated record. The transcript has 2 exons.
AUGGCCCAAACAAGCCAGCGAAGGAAGCGCCAGGCAGAAGAAGUUGAAGAGGAAUACCAAGAACCACCUUUAAAAAGAAGUCGCGCGGAGGAUAUUGCCUACUUCCAGUGGCUAUGGACACCACCUCGCCCGUCAUCACGGAAAACCUCCUCAUCGGGUCUAUGGAGCCACUCUGUCCCAGAUGGCCUAUUCCUUACCCGUCAUGACGCGCCCCGUUCCUUUUCUUUACCCCCGGAAUCCACAUCAAGACGGCCUCGUCGCCGGGGCGCCAUCUCUGUGACAUCUUCGUCACCCAGCGAGAUGGAUCGAUACCUCGCGCGGCAACUACAGCAGCAGAUCGCCGUCCUCCGACGCAAGGCAGCCGAGGGCCAGCAUCAAGUACAAGACGAGGAUCGCUGUGAAGAUGACGGCGAUGAUGAUAACAAUGCCCACAACGAAAGGGACAUUGAUCGCCUACAACGUGAACUAGAGGCCGUGCAGAUCGACGCUUCCCUACCGUCUAUCCUGGGCAUCGCGAUAGACUUUGAUCAAAAGCUUUGCCUCAGUUCCUCCGGUCGUUCAUCAGAUUCCACCUCUGGGCAUCGAGAGUUGCAUAGAAACCGGUUCGCCCACGGGCGCGGAUGCCGCAACCUCCUCAUCCUCUCCACUAUCCUCCUCUCCCACGUGCUGCCGGCUCUGGGCAUCGAAUAA